UUUCCGUUCUAACUUUCCAGAAUCAAAAGUGCGAUGUGUGGCGAUGGUUUAAAAGUUUCAAAAGUUCUCAAAAGUCACGGUUGACACAAUUUUCGUGUUAUAUUUUGAAACUCCAAAACGACUCCAAAAUGGCAACUACGUUUGCAUGGACUCUGGUGUCUUCGCGCUUUAUAUGGUCGCUUUCUCACAGUACGAAGCGACUGAAUAAUAACAAGUACCGCCGAUCAGACUUUGGUUCUGGUUUAUGAGUGUUUAUUAUGGCGUGUAUGUGUCAGUUAGAUGGUAAAUAAUCGUAAUGGGCCUAGUCACUGGCCAGGCCUCGGUUUUGCGUGAGAGUUGGAGGGGUUCAAAGAGGCACUUCGGUGGUUCAGCUGCAGUCUCCUCCUCUCCUCUCCUCUCCUCUCUGUGGCCGAUUAUCACUGGUAGAAUGUCAAAAAGUGAGGCUGAGGAGAUGAUUGAAAUUGAGAUCGAUGGACAAGAAAAACAAGAAUGUCUAGAAGAAGGGGUCGAGGAGCAGACCAUCACAGCAAGUGAGCUCAUCACUCAGGACAUCGAUAUCAAUGAGCCUGUUGGUAACUUGAAGAAGUUGCUGGAGCCCCGUCUACAGAUUGCUCUGGAUGGAUAUGAUAUUUGUCUGCAGGACAUCCAUCUGCACCCUGACCACAGCCUUUUUGACCAGGGUGUGAAGACUGAUGGCACGGUGCAGCUCAGCAUGCAGAUCAUCACCAAACCAGGUGAAGAGAAGUUGAAUAUACUGGAGAUCGUGAAGCCAGUAGAGACAGUCGAGGUGGUGAUAGAUCCUGACGCAGCUGCAGGAGAGGAGGCUCACUUGGUGGAGGAUGGUCAGGUGAUAGCAGUCGAGCGAGCUGCCAUUGCGGAUGAUACCUCUGAACAGGUGACCCGAUGGGCAGCUGCACUCGAGGGCUACCGCAAGGAGCAGGUCCGACUCAGUAUUCCUUAUGAUCCGGUGCAAUGGACGGCAGAUCAGGUGAUCCACUGGGCAGUAUGGGUGAUGAAGGAGUUCAACAUCGAGGAGAUCGAGGUGGGAGGCAUCCACAUCCCAGGUCGACAGCUGUGUGCCUUCAGCCAAGAGGAGUUUCUCCAGAGAGUGCCCAAUGGAGAGAUCCUGUGGAGCCACCUGGAGCUGCUGCGCAAAUAUGUUUUGGCAAGUCAGGAGCAGGGACAGGAAGCAACAGUCACUAUUGACCAGCCUGUGCAGAUCAUCCCAGCACCUGUACAACAGGCCACACCCACAACCAUUAAGGUGCAGAAGCAUAACAAAGUGCCCCGAGCUCCACGCAUCUCAGGAGAGGAACGCAGUUCCCCUGGCAACCGUACAGGUAAUAAUGGACAAAUUCAGUUAUGGCAGUUCCUCCUGGAGCUGCUGACUGAUAAGGAUGCAAGGGACUGCAUUUCCUGGGUUGGGGAGGAAGGCGAGUUCAAACUCAACCAGCCAGAGCUGGUAGCUCAGAAAUGGGGUCAGAGGAAGAACAAACCCACCAUGAACUAUGAGAAGCUAAGCAGAGCCCUCAGAUACUAUUAUGAUGGAGACAUGAUCAGUAAAGUACAGGGCAAGCGCUUCGUCUACAAAUUUGUUUGUGAUCUGAGAACUCUGAUUGGCUACAGUGCUGCUGAGCUCAACAGCCUGGUGACGGAGUGUGAGCAGAAGAAACUGGCACGGGUACAGCUGCACGGCAUCGGGCAACCCGUCAACACAGUCGCCCUGGCGACGGCUGCAGGACAGCCAGUCACCACCGUCACACUGGCCACCGCUGCCACAUUGGAGAAGGACAGCUGAGUGGGAGGGGCUAUGUGAGACAUGAUGUGGAGAAGGGAAGGGCAAAGCAAAGCAUGGGCAAAGACUUUGGGCAGGACAAGUGCAUUUAUGAAUGGGUGCGUGUGUGUAUGUAUGUAUGUAUGUUUUUAUGUGUGUGUAUAUACACGAAUGAGUGUUAAGGGACAGUAUAGCUGGUCCCGGAAGAGAGUAUGAUUGGGAUUGUGUGUUUGUUUGUGUGAGAGAGAAUGAAAUUACUAAUGACCAUAUUUGAGUUGUGUAUGCUUCUUCUCUGACUGCAGGGUAGCAUUGGCUACAUUUCCAUUGUGUACAUACUCUGUUUUGAUAACCACAACGGCAGUGUAUUUUGAUAUUUUUCCAUUUCUAAAUGAUGCUUUUUUUUUCCUUUUCCUUUUUUUCUUUCUUUCCAAACUUCUGACUCCCUCAGGGUGAGGUACUUUUAACUGUCUACCAGGGGGAAAUAAAGAGAAUUUUUUUUUUUUUGAA
This is a messenger RNA of Neoarius graeffei (lesser salmon catfish), 2281 nucleotides long. It is a transcript of the gene gabpa, whose product is annotated as GA binding protein transcription factor subunit alpha. Lineage: Eukaryota; Metazoa; Chordata; Actinopteri; Siluriformes; Ariidae. The transcript has 10 exons. Gene Ontology annotation, cellular component: nucleus. The record is from RefSeq and is a predicted model, not a curated record. Bases 296 to 1798 code for a protein of 500 amino acids. Gene Ontology annotation, biological process: regulation of transcription by RNA polymerase II; cell differentiation. Gene Ontology annotation, molecular function: DNA-binding transcription factor activity, RNA polymerase II-specific; sequence-specific DNA binding.